Messenger RNA from Engraulis encrasicolus (European anchovy), 1080 nucleotides. RefSeq lists its product as uncharacterized. The record is from RefSeq and is a predicted model, not a curated record. Lineage: Eukaryota; Metazoa; Chordata; Actinopteri; Clupeiformes; Engraulidae. The transcript is spliced from 4 exons. The coding region runs from base 1 to 1080 and encodes 359 amino acids.
AUGAGCACCAGAACAUCGCAGUGGCCAGGCGAGUUUGAGAUCCCGAAGUUCUCGGUUGAUGUGGAGUACCGUCUUCGCCAAGGGAACCUGCUGUAUCUCAGGGAUGGAGCUAAUCUGAAGGUGACCAAAGAACUUAAACAUGACAUUCUGCAAAAAUUGGCUGAAACUAUGUACACGUUUCAACCCUAUCCGGACCCCGGAAACUUUGAAGAGGUUGCAAAAGCCUUAGUUCAGACUCAUCCGUGUCUGAAAGAACGAGGUUCGUCUAGUGGCUUCGCUGGAUGGGUCAAUAGCCUGAAGUUCAAAAUGGGCAACUACCGGACCAAACUCAGACAGAUGGGACGACGUGACGUAACCGUUAACAGCAGGAGGCGUGGCGGGAUGUCUCCAGAUGGUGAGCACCCUCGCAAGAACAUCAAGAAAGCAAAGAAGGGGGAACUCAACUUCUUACCAGAUUUCCCAGACGGGAUGGACGAGGACAAGCUGGAGGAGCUCCGUCAGCAUCUCGCACAUGAAAUGAAGAAGGCCCAUCCGAGUACGGCCAUUGUCAACAGGUACAUGGACCUCACCUUUGCCUUGCGCCGGAAGGAAGCAGUCCACGACAAGCCACCAAUUGCUGAAAUAUUGCACAGAUGGCCUGCCCUAUUCACAGAGAGUCAGAUUUGCUACGAGUUCAACAGAAUCGUCGGCAAGAAUCUCAGCAUCAGUUUUUUGCAAGCCCUUGACCAGAUCGCCCCCAACAUGAUUGAGAUCUUCAAAAAGAAAACCGGUACCAUGGGCCAGAAGCUGAAUCAGAUUAUUCUAGAGGCAAAGACAACUACACCAACAGACAUUAGGUGCCUGGUUCUACGUGGACUUCCAGUCAUCUUGGGUGAUGAUCCAGGAGUCUUCUUUAGGACCAGCUCUGAUGCCACUGAUGAAUUAGUUGGUGAAACGGCCGUGGGCCUACUCAUGUCUCCAGCUGACGGUGCUCACCAGCCACCAUCCUGCAGCCACCAGCCACCAUCCUCUGGAGUGGCCAUCAUUCUGGAGGGGAGCAUCCUGAUGGCUGACAUUGAAACUCUGCCCCAAGCUUUUUAG